Molecule: messenger RNA, 2477 nt
Organism: Puccinia graminis f. sp. tritici CRL 75-36-700-3
Lineage: Eukaryota; Fungi; Basidiomycota; Pucciniomycetes; Pucciniales; Pucciniaceae
Product: fructose-2,6-bisphosphatase
Exons: 16
Coding region: 714-2045 (443 amino acids)
Biological process (GO): fructose 2,6-bisphosphate metabolic process; fructose metabolic process
Cellular component (GO): cytosol
Molecular function (GO): fructose-2,6-bisphosphate 2-phosphatase activity; ATP binding; 6-phosphofructo-2-kinase activity
Source: RefSeq, a predicted model, not a curated record
GGAAACUGUAUUUCUGAACUGAGAAGGCUAUAUAUAGCUAUAAAGUACAAGGCGCUCCACAACAUAACCAAUCUGUUGGGAGGAAGGAAAGAUGGCAAACAGUCAGACUCAGGAGCAAGAACAACAACAAUCGACGACUAAUACUACUAAUACUACUAGCUUCUUAGCUUCACCACCACUCAAAGCAAGACAAUCCCAAUCACCAACAAGAAUCCAAUCACCCUCACCACAUCGACUAACGCAACAGCAGAGAGAUCCAACACCAAAGGGUCUCAACAGAACCUCAACCAACUCAUCAUCCUCCCAUACUCAUCAAAGAGUCCAUCGAUCAACCUCAACCUCAAACAAGAAAUCUCCCGUCAUCUUCCCUCAUCACUCAAAAUCUUCGGCUCACUCAUCCCCUCGAGCUAAUCAAUCCUCACUCUCAAGAACUUCUUCCUUGCAUUCCACCUUCAGUGAGGCUGCGUACAGAUCGAGCAACUGCAACAGUCCCACCGGCAGCUCUCAACCCUUAUCAAACAUCGGCUCACCCCGGAUCGAAUAUCACCGCCAAUGCGGCAAUCACUAAUCCGAAUAAUUCCAACGCAUUCAGCUCAAACAAGAAGAAAUCUUCCAGGCAUCCUUCCUUCUCCUACCAUGGUCUCGAAGGUAAAGGGAGCACAGGUUCUCAGGUCCAAAAACCUGAUUACAGUGAGGCUAAGAUCGUAGUCGCAAUGGUUGGUCUACCGGCUCGCGGAAAAUCUUACUUGAGUAACAAACUACAGAGAUAUUUGAAAUGGUUAGAGUUUAGUGUCAGGGUUUUCAACGUAGGCCAACACAGAAGAGAAAAGUUUAAGAAAAUGGCACAAGAAUUAGGCCUGAAAGAAGAUCAAUCUGCCAAUUUUUUCGAUCCCAAUAAUGCAUCCGCAAGACAAACUCGAGAACAAUUAGCUGCUGAUUGCUUAGAAAGCUUGAUAGCUUGGUUGAAGGCUGGUGGAAAUGUAGGGAUACAUGAUGCAACCAACACGACCAAAGCGAGAAGAAAUGCAAUAGUAGAAAGGGUCAAGAAGGAGAAAGGUAUCAGUUUGAUCUUCUUAGAAUCGAUCUGCACCGAUCCAGCGGUCAUCGAAGCGAAUGUCGACGUCAAAGUAGCCUCAGGAGAUCCAGAUUAUGAUGGUCAACCUAAAGAGAACGCAAAGGCUGACUUCCUCAAACGGAUUGCUCAUUAUGAAGCUAAUUAUGAGACCGUCGACGAGCCUGAAUUGAGCUUCUGUAAGGUCGUUAACGUCGGCUAUGAGGUCACUGUUAAUCGGAUUGACAAUUAUUUAGCCUCUAGGGUCGCAUUUUAUUUGAUGAACUUGCACAUCUCCCCCAGAUCAAUUUUCUUUACUCGCCAUGGCGAAUCUCAAUACAAUGUAGAGGGUAAAAUUGGAGGUGAUUCUCAAUUAUCGGAACGAGGCAUGGAGUAUGCAAAAGCAUUGCCUAAGUUGAUCGCGGAUGCGAUUGGUGGUACGCCGUUGACUGUUUGGACUUCAACUCUGAAAAGGACAAUUCAAACCGCACGCGAUUUACCGUAUCCUAAACUUACUUGGAAGAGUUUAGAUGAGUUGGAUGCAGGAGUGUGUGAUGGAAUGACGUAUGAAGAAAUAGAAGAACAUUAUCCGGAAGAUUAUGCGGAACGAGAUGAUGAUAAAUUUAAUUAUCGUUACCGAGGUGGAGAGAGUUAUCGAGAUGUAGUGGUUAGAUUAGAACCGGUGAUUAUGGAGCUUGAAAGACAAGAGAACAUCUUGAUUGUUUGCCAUCAGGCCGUUUUGAGGUGUCUCUAUGCUUACUUUCACAACUUUAGUCAAGAUGAAUUACCAUAUCUCAAGAUUCCCUUACAUACGGUGAUUAAGCUGACUCCGAAGGCGUAUGGCUGCGAUGAAGAGAGAUUCACUUUGCCAAUCGAAGCAGUUGAUACGACUAGGCCUAAACCUGUCAAAGCUGGGUACACCCCACCACUUCCAAAUGUUAAUGAUAGCCCUUCUCCAAGUACUAGACCUCCUCCUAAAGCCUCUAAACCUUGAUUCUAACAAGUAUCAUACUCAAAUUAUUAAAACACAAGAAAAUAGGCUCUCUUUUUUCAUCUUCUAAUGAACAUCAAUUGUUUCCUCUAUUUUUUCAAGAAAACCUGUAUAUUAUAGUCCUGCAUACAUAGAAUUUUUUCUUUUAGUUCAACUGACCUUCCUUUUCUUAUUUUUUAUAUGGUUUAUGGUGUGACAGUGAUGAGUAGACAAACAGAGGAUGAUGUCAAGAGAAAAGAUCAUGUUAUUUCUUUUUUUUGCUGGUACUGACUAGUCAGACCUCAUAGAUCGUAUGUAUGUACUCAUGAUGCAUAGAUGUUGAUAUAUAUUGUGGGCACAUUUGUUGUAGGUGGGAAGGUUUUGUAGUACCUGCUGCCCUUAUGACUGAUGUUUUUCAGGCUUUCUUCCAGCCCUGGAAUGGAAAGUGAUUGUGAA